CUUUCUCUGUCAAAAUGGCGGCCGUGCAGGAGAUGUUACAGGCGAGGCGCGAACCUAUCCAAGCUGUGCAGGUCUUCGGCCGCAAAAAAACCGCUACAGCCGUUGCUUACUGCAAGCGUGGUAAUGGAGUGCUGAGGGUGAACGGACGCCCGCUGGAGCUGGUGGAGCCCCGUCUCCUUCAGUACAAACUUCAGGAACCCAUCCUAUUGCUCGGCAAGGAGAAGUUCUCCGGAGUGGACAUCAGAGUGACGGUGAAGGGUGGAGGUCACGUCGCGCAGGUGUACGCUAUCAGACAAGCCAUCUCCAAGGCUCUCAUUGCCUACUACCAAAAAUAUGUUGACGAGGCCUCCAAGAAGGAGAUCAAGGACAUCCUGGUCCAAUACGACAGGAGCCUGCUAGUGGCCGACCCCAGGCGCUGCGAGCCCAAGAAGUUCGGAGGUCCGGGCGCGCGCGCUCGCUACCAGAAGUCUUACCGUUAAGGAUCUCGGAGGCGCGCACGGUGUGGUAUUGCAGUGGUGUGCUUUUGGUCAGUGCGAUAUCAUAUGGUGUUUUAUAAAA
Plutella xylostella (diamondback moth) is the source of this 558-nucleotide messenger RNA. It is a transcript of the gene RpS16, whose product is annotated as ribosomal protein S16. The record is from RefSeq and is marked provisional. Gene Ontology annotation, cellular component: cytosolic small ribosomal subunit; ribosome. Gene Ontology annotation, biological process: maturation of SSU-rRNA from tricistronic rRNA transcript (SSU-rRNA, 5.8S rRNA, LSU-rRNA); translation. Gene Ontology annotation, molecular function: structural constituent of ribosome; RNA binding. NCBI's taxonomy places the organism in Eukaryota, Metazoa, Arthropoda, Insecta, Lepidoptera, Plutellidae.